Messenger RNA from Dromaius novaehollandiae (emu), 7272 nucleotides. RefSeq names its product proprotein convertase subtilisin/kexin type 5-like. The transcript has 37 exons. Gene Ontology annotation, biological process: peptide hormone processing. The coding region runs from base 584 to 6169 and encodes 1861 amino acids. NCBI's taxonomy places the organism in Eukaryota, Metazoa, Chordata, Aves, Casuariiformes, Dromaiidae. Gene Ontology annotation, cellular component: membrane; neuron projection. The record is from RefSeq and is a predicted model, not a curated record. Gene Ontology annotation, molecular function: serine-type endopeptidase activity.
CGGGCGGGAGCGAGGGAGGGAGCGCGGGCGGGAGGGAGGGGAGAGGGAGGUGACCGGGGCUGACUGGAGUGAGGCGCUCAGCUGCCAACACUCACACACCGCCUGCCGCUGCGCUGCCGCUGGACUCCGGGCGAGACGGGGAGAGAGCGAGCGGGCGAGGAAAACACAGAAGAGGAAGAGGAGGCAGGCGGUGGUUAGGAGGGGGCAGCUGAGAGAGGAGGGAAGCGCAGAGAGGGAAGAGGAGGAAGCCUCCCUCCUCGCGGAGAGAAGACUUUCCAUGUAGCUGGGGCGAGAGGGAGAAGGCUGGAGCUCGGGAACUGUGCGAGCAGCUUUCCAAGCAAGUUACUUAAUCCCCGAGGAGCGGAGGGAGGAGGGGAGCGCGGUCAUCACCACUGCCGACAGUAACUGUUAUUCCCGGCCCCGAUAACUUAGCCCCCAGGCGGUUCAAUGCACUAUUCCAAGCUCUUCCUCGUUUCCUCCUCGGGGUAACUCGGCCGCCGGUGCCGCCGGGAGGCGAGGAGCGGAGCCGCGGAAGAAGGAAGGCGAAGUUUUGCGGGGGCUGCGCCCGGCGGCGGCGGCCGAGAUGGGCUGGAAGCGCCGCGGCGGCGGCGGCGGCGGCGACCUGCUGUGCCUGCUCACCCUGGUGCUGGGGUUCCUGCUGCCCGCCUGCAGGACGCGCCUCUACACCAACCACUGGGCUGUGCGGAUCGCUGGGGGGCUCCCGGAGGCCAACAGGAUAGCUAGCAAGUACGGAUACGUCAAUAUAGGACAGAUUGGAACACUGAAGGAUUACUACCACUUCUACCAUAGUAAAACAAUUAAAAGGUCAGUUCUCUCAAGUAGAGGUACCCACAGCUUCAUUUCAAUGGAACCAAAGGUGGAGUGGAUACAACAGCAGGUGGUUAAAAGAAGGAUAAAGAGGGAUUAUAAACCUGGUGGUACCCAAUCCACUUAUUUCAAUGAUCCCAAGUGGCCAAGCAUGUGGUACAUGCACUGCAGUGAUAACACCCAUCAUUGCCAAUCAGAUAUGAAUAUAGUAGGUGCUUGGAAGAGAGGCUAUACUGGAAAGAAUGUUGUGGUCACCAUCCUGGAUGACGGCAUCGAAAGAAACCAUCCAGACUUGAUGCAGAAUUAUGAUUCGCAGGCCAGUUUUGAUGUCAAUGGAAAUGAUUUUGACCCCAUGCCUCGGUAUGAUGCCAGCAACGAGAACAAGCAUGGAACCCGUUGUGCUGGAGAAGUGGCAGCCACAGCGAACAACUCACACUGCACAGUAGGAAUCGCCUUUAAUGCCAAGAUUGGAGGCGUACGGAUGCUGGAUGGGGACGUGACAGACAUGGUCGAGGCAAAGUCUCUGAGCCUUAAUCCGCAGCACAUCCACAUCUACAGCGCCAGCUGGGGGCCUGAUGAUGAUGGUAAGACUGUGGACGGACCUGCUUCUCUAGCGCGUCAGGCCUUUGAGAACGGCAUCAGAAUGGGACGAAGAGGCUUAGGCUCAGUUUUUGUUUGGGCAUCUGGAAAUGGUGGAAGGAGUCGAGACCAUUGCUCUUGUGAUGGCUACACCAAUAGCAUCUACACUAUCUCCAUAAGCAGCACAGCUGAAAGUGGGAAGAAGCCCUGGUACCUGGAAGAAUGUGCAUCCACGCUAGCUACGACAUACAGCAGUGGGGAGUCCUACGACAGGAAAAUAAUCACCACAGACCUGAGGCAGCGUUGCACAGACAGCCAUACGGGAACCUCAGCCUCUGCACCUAUGGCUGCAGGCAUCAUUGCACUGGCACUGGAAGCAAAUCCGUUUCUGACCUGGAGAGACAUACAGCAUAUUAUUGUAAGGACUUCACGUGCAGGACAUCUGAAUGCUAACGACUGGAAAACCAAUGCGGCUGGUUAUAAGGUGAGCCACCUCUAUGGAUUUGGACUGAUGGAUGCUGAAGCAAUGGUGAUAGAAGCAGAGAAGUGGACAACAGUCCCUCCACAGCAUGUGUGUGUGGAGAACACGGAUCGGCAAAUCAAAACAAUACGACCUGACAGCGUUGUCCGUUCCAUUUACAAAGCCACCGGCUGCUCGGAUAACCCCAACCACCACGUGAUCUACUUGGAGCAUGUGGUUGUGCGCAUCACUAUUACUCACCCUCGACGUGGAGACUUGGCAAUUUACCUAACCUCUCCUUCGGGAACUAGGUCACAGCUAUUGGCCAACAGGUUAUUUGAUCAUUCCAUGGAAGGAUUUAAAAACUGGGAGUUUAUGACUACUCACUGCUGGAGUGAAAAAGCAGCAGGUGACUGGAUCUUAGAAAUCUGUGACACUCCUUCUCAGCUGAGAAAUUUCAAGACUCCAGGCAAAUUGAAAGAAUGGUCCUUAGUACUGUAUGGAACAUCCAUCCAACCUUACUCACCAAGAAAUGAUUUUCCAAAAGUGGAACGAGUGCGCUCUAGUCCAGUUGAAGACCCUACAGAAGAUUAUGGAACAGAUGACUAUUCAGGUCCUUGCAAUGCAGAAUGCAGUAAAGUAGGGUGUGAUGGACCAGGACCAGAUCACUGUACUGACUGUCUGCACUACUACUACAAAUCUAAGAAUAACACACGGAUCUGUGUUUCGAACUGCCCACCUGGUCACUACAAUGCAGACAAGAAGCGCUGUAAAAAAUGCUCACCGAAUUGUGAAACUUGUGUUGGAGGCCACAGUGACCAGUGCAUGACCUGUAAAUCUGGCUACUACCUGAAUGAAGUAACUAAUAGCUGUAUUACCAGCUGCCCAGAUGGGUUUUACCUCGAUAAGAGUAAGAUAGUUUGCCGAAAAUGCAGUGAAAACUGUAAGACCUGCGUUGAAUUCCAAAUCUGCACAGAAUGCAAACAUGGCCUCAGUUUGCAUGGCUCCAAAUGUGCUAUCCGCUGUGAAGAAGGAAAAUACCAUAAUGGUAGGGAAUGUGAACCGUGUCACCGUUCCUGUGCAACAUGUGCAGGUGCCGGAGUAGAUUCUUGUAUAAACUGCACACAGGGCUAUUUUAUGGAAGAUGGAAGAUGUGUGCAAUCCUGUAGUAGUGGUUUUUACCUUGAUCACUCUCCUGAAAGUGGAUAUAAAAACUGCAAAAGAUGUGACGCCAGCUGCGUGGAAUGCAGCGGCCAGGGAGACCGAAACUGCACGAGCUGUCCAAGCGGCUAUAACCUAGACACUGGUGUCUGCGUAGUGGGAACAGUCUGCAAGGAUGGGGAAUAUCUUGAUGAUUCCCAGAAAUGUCAGCUGUGUGAAGCAUCCUGUCAGAAAUGCAUUGGACCUGAGCAGGACAACUGCAUCAGCUGUCCAGGCACAAGAGCCUUUGACGAUGGUCGCUGUGUUAUGCAGUGCCCCAGAGGAAAGUUUGAAUUUAAAGGACAGUGCCAUUUGUGCCAUCACACCUGCCUGGACUGCAGUGGAAGUGAACCUAACAAAUGCACUGUUUGUGGAACGGAUAGGCGAGGGAUCGACCGCUUCUUCUACCACGGGGAGUGCAGAGAGAGCUGCCCUCCGGGGCACUACCAUGCCGAGCACACCUGCAUGCCCUGUGCUGCUCACUGCGAAGUGUGUCUGGACACCGGCCACUGCAAACGAUGUUUCAGAGGCUACUACCUAGCUCAAAACAUAUGUCAGAAGCACAGCUGUACAGAAGGUGAAGUGGAAGACCCUGACUCGGAAAAUUGCAUACCUUGUGCAGAUGGAUGUCAGAACUGCAAAUGGGAUGACCCGAGAAUCUGCAUGACCUGCAUUCAGAACUACUACAUGUAUAAGGACCAUUGCUAUAAAUACUGUCCAGAAAAUACUUACAGAGACAAAAUUUCCAUGAAGUGUAUAGAGUGCCCAAGCAACUGCGAUGGCUGUGACAAGGAUGAGUGUGGCGCGUGUAAGGAAGGCUUUUAUCUCUUGGGUGGCACAUGUGUGAGUGAGUGUGGAGCUGGAUUCUUCAGGGAUGACAUCUCCAGAGAAUGUGAGGCGUGCCACAGGAGCUGUGCAACGUGCGUUGGGUACAGCUAUGAGGAGUGCACCGCGUGCAAGAGUAACUUCCAGUUAUCUCGUGGUCAGUGCCUGAAUCCGAGAAAUGUUCCGCCUAGUGGGAAGUUCUGGAGUGAAGCAAAAAAUCAGUUACAGUCCUGUGAUCCUUCAUGUAAGACCUGUGACAAAGAUGCUAACAUGUGUACUUCAUGUCCCAAAGGAAAAUUUCUUAGCCAUGAUACCUGUGUCUCUCAAUGCCCUCAACAAACUUUUGGCAAUGUGGAAAGCGGAAAGUGCGAGAUGUGCUUGGACGACUGCGAGGUGUGCUCUGACCCCUGGCACUGUCAGAAGUGUCAGUCCGGACUGGACCAGCCACUCUUCCUCCACAAAGGCAGGUGCUUUCAGGAAUGCCCGGAGGGAUAUUUUAAUGACUCUGGGACUUGCAAGGAAUGCAGUGGAUCCUGUAAGACGUGCAUGGGAAGUGCCACCAAAUGCCAGUCCUGUGAAAGUCCUUUGCUUCUGGAGCAGUGGGAAUGUAAACAUACCUGUUCAGAGAAGUAUUUUGCUUCUGAAGGAAUCUGCAAACACUGCCCUCCAAUGUGUCAGGAGUGCAUUCACAAUCAAAUGUGCAAAGGGUGCAUGGAUGAGUUCUUCCUGCACGAGGGGAGGUGUGUGGAGGAUUGCCCCUCUCGCUUCUACGCCGAAGACAAGCAGUGCUUCCCCUGCCACGGAGACUGCAAGGAUUGCGAUGGGCCCGACUCAGACGACUGUAAUGAGUGUGCCGUCAGCUUCUUUGUCCUGUACAACGGGAGGUGUUUUGAAGAAUGCCCCGAGGGGACUUACUAUGAAGAAGCGACUGAAGAUUGCCAAGCAUGCAAUACGACAUGCCAGACUUGUUCUUCUUCCACUGCCUGCCUUACUUGCAGAAAUGGCCUGACGCUGAACCACAAUGGGCAAUGUUUGGCGUCCAGAUACUGCUCUCACACUGAGUACUAUGAUGAGCAAACUCAAACCUGCAAGCCUUGUCAUAAGAAAUGCUUUCGCUGCUCAGGACCCACUGAACACCAGUGUCUUAGCUGUGCGAAUAAUCAACAUCUUCUCAAUACCUCCUGCGUUGAAACGUGCCCACAUGGAUAUUAUGCUGACAGCAAUGAGGGACAAUGUUGCCCAUGCCACAUCACCUGUGACACUUGCUUUGGAAAACACAGCUCACAGUGCCUCUCCUGCAAACCGAGCUGGUACAGGAAAGGAAAAGGAUGUGUAAACCAGUGUCCAGCUGGAUACUUUGCACAAAACUCCACGGGGUCAUGUGAGAGAUGCCACAAGAGCUGUAAGGAGUGCAUGGGACCUCAGCCUACAGACUGCCUUUUCUGCGAUACGUAUUUUUACCUGUUGCGUUCGAAGAAUGAAUGUGUUAGCUCUUGCCCUGAAUAUUACUACGAAAACAAGGACAACAACAUGUGCGAUAGAUGCCACCCUUCCUGCCGAACGUGCGAAGGGGAUGGAGCAUUCAGCUGCACUUCUUGUGUAUGGAGCUACACUUUAUUAAGUGGGAUGUGCAACUCAGACUGUCUUGUAGGUGAAUACAGAGUCCAGGAGUCACCAGCACAAGAGGACGACCAGCUCAAAUGUGAGAAAUGUGACAGCACGUGCACUGAAUGUAAGGGACCUGGGCCUCUCAACUGCACCAUGUGUCCAGCCAGCAUGCAGCUCUACCUCGAAGAAGGUCGCUGCCUUCCCUGCUGCGGUGACUCUGACCUGGCAGAUGGCCCAGAGUGCUGUGACUGCAGUGAAACACAAGAUGACUGUGUCUUACGGAUCACUCUACCACCUGAGCACAAAAGCAAAACUGUUUUCUUUGUUAUUACCUGCAUUUUCCUUCUUCUUAUCAUUGGAGCUAUUAUAUUUAUCUGGAGAAAAUCACGAGCCAAAACCCAGGCUGUCAAUAAAAGGGGAUAUGAGAAGCUAACAAAUCACUCCAAAGCCUUUGCUUCCUACAUGAGCAACUCCCAUGAGAGUACAAGCUAUCGGGAAGAUCAAGUGAUUGAGUACAGAGAUAGAGAUAAUGAAGACGAAGAUGACGAUGAUGAUAUUGUAUAUAUGGGCCAGGACGGGACAAUCUAUCGUAAAUUUAGAUAUGGACUUUUGGAGGAGGAUGAGGAAGAUGAGCUUGAAUAUGAUGAUGAAAGUUACUCAUUUAGAUAACUCUACUAAUCUAUGGAUUUUCUGCUCUGUUGCCUUACUUAUUAAAUUACAUCAAUUUAGUUAAGUAUGUUUAGUUAUUUCUUAACAUGCUGAGCUCAAGAUUUUAGCUAAUGCAUAUUGUGAGAGCAGAAUGGUUUCUAAAAACAUCUCUUUCAUCUUAAAACUUUAUAUAAAUCCUUGCUAGGCUUUUAAGUAGCACUCCAGAUGUAGGCUGGUUAAGAGAUCACAUUUCUGAGCAUUUGUGUGGAGACUAAAUCCUUUCCCAAUGUUUGUGUGUGCAUUAUAACUAUUACAAACACUGCUUCAAACGGCAUACACACACAUUUAAUGAGAACCUUGCCAAUCACUACUAAAAAUGUGCAGAUAUAAACCAGAUGGGUGUAUUUGCCUGCACAGUGAAUGUCACUGGCAUAGGGUGCCACUUUACUGUUUGCUACUUUGUGAUUAUAGUUGUACAGCAAUUCACACAACACAAUAGGUAAUUUUGCUGAUUUUACCUAGACUUUCUUUCUUGAAAUGACCUGGCACAUAUGUGCCCCUCAAAGCUGACACAUUUCACCUCAUAAACUUGGAGCAUAUUUCGCAGUGAAAUUAUGUAUUUAUGACAUGAUGUUGAAGAUCUGUGAUUGUGAAUCUGUUCCAGAUAAAACUCAACUGUAUUCAUAGUUUGUAUGAAAAAAUAUGCAGUAUUUUAUACAUCAUCAACCUCUGAUGAAUCUUAUUUCUAGUGGUUAUAAAGCUUAAAUAACCUGUCAUUACACACAUUUUUUCCUGUUUACUGCAGAGGAAAAUGUGGUCUAUAUGUAUGCUUAGAAAAAGAAAAGAUGACUCCUUUUGUCUUUGUAACUACCUUCUCAGGAUUCAGGGAACUGACACAGAGCAUUACUCAAGCAACUUUUGCAUUUCUGUUGUAAAUGUCUCAGGAUGUUCAGACUAUGGCUAAGGGAAUAGUUAGCACUUAUUUGGUAAAGUAACCUAAAGGAACACAACAGUGAGAUUUUUUUUUUUUUUUAUCAUUACAGAAAUGUAAUUUAUUAUACUACAGAUAAGGAUGCUCUUUAUGGCCCCUUGCUGUGAAAGAAUAAAUUCUUUGCACAAAACCA